CUUAUGCAUGGUGUGGCUAAAACAUAGGCAAAUUUUAAAAGGACAACCAAUUCAGGCAUUUAUGAAUGGCUAAGAGAGAAUAGUGCUGUGCCUCAAACCACUUUCUCAAAUCUUCAACCAAACACUCAAAUAUUCUAUUGAUCAUCACACUCACAUCUCUAGAAAAACCAAGAAACAAAAAUAAAGAAGAAGAAAAACAAGAAAAAAAAACAAGAAAGAAGAAAAUGUCGUGGCAAACAUACGUUGAUGAUCACUUGAUGUGCGACAUUGAAGGGCAAGCGGGCGUUCGCCUCUCGGCCGCUGCUAUCAUGGGCCAAGAUGGUGCUAUUUGGGCUCAGAGUGCUAGCUUUCCUCAAUUGAAGGCAGAUGAGAUCAAAGGCAUAAUAACUGAUUUCGAAGAGCCCGGGCAUCUGGCCCCGACUGGCCUAUUCAUUGCAGGAACAAAAUACAUGGUCAUCCAAGGAGAGCCUAAUGCUGUCAUUCGUGGAAAAAAGGGCUCUGGAGGGAUCACAAUAAAGAAGACGGGCCAAGCACUAGUUUUUGGGCUGUACGAGGAGCCCGUUACACCGGGCCAGUGUAACAUGGUUGUUGAGAGGCUCGCUGACUAUCUCAUUGACCAGGGUCUGUAGGCCCAAUGGCCCAUUGCAGUUUUUUUGGCUGCAUCAUUUAUUCGAUUCCUAUCAUUUUAGACUUUUUUAAGGUUUUGCCCAAAUGUUACCCUUGUGUCUUUUCCAUUUGUCUUUUCAAAGUCAAAAGAGAAGAAUAAAAUGUGGCCGCGAUUAGUUGACUAGGAACGUCAAUUUUAUUUUUUUCCUUAAUUUUGAAUUAAAGAUCCACCUGAGCUGGUGCGUACAAUUUAUUUUCGUUAAGCUUAAAUGUAUCAGUGAAUAUUUUCCAUCUCAAUAAGAUAUGUAACAAGUGGCUCGAUUUUAAAUAACUUGUGUUCAUUAUUUUUUUCCCAGUUAA
Messenger RNA from Striga asiatica, 966 nucleotides. The record is from the annotation of a GenBank genome assembly. NCBI's taxonomy places the organism in Eukaryota, Viridiplantae, Streptophyta, Magnoliopsida, Lamiales, Orobanchaceae.